Cajanus cajan (pigeon pea) is the source of this 693-nucleotide messenger RNA. Lineage: Eukaryota; Viridiplantae; Streptophyta; Magnoliopsida; Fabales; Fabaceae. The record is from RefSeq and is a predicted model, not a curated record.
UUAUUAAUAGCUCUAAUAAUUAUUCUGAAACAUGGGAAUAAGAUACAUACGCUUGAUUGUGCAAGUGUUUGAUGUUUUCAGGCAUGAAGGUCUCAGUGAAGUGUGAAGGUGUGAAAAAGGUGGCUGUGGCGACCACAGAAGAUAACGGCUUCUUCAAAGUGAAACUUCCCUCAGACCAAACAAACCCUCCCUCUUCGAACUGCUUUGCUAAACUUGUUGGAGGGCCAGAUCAGGUUUAUGCCUCUAACAAAGACCAACUCUCCCAAAUUGUAAAGGGAAAUGACAAGAACACUUACACCAUCUCCACUCCUCUUACUUUCUUCACAUCCUGUCCUCAAAACACAGAAUGCAAUAAGGAUGCCAACGUCUUCGCUUCAUCCAAAACCUUUGAUCUUCCUCUGCCUCCGGAAUGGGGUUUGCCACCAAGUAGCUACUAUGUUCCUUUCUUCCCCAUCAUCGGAAUACCUUAGUUUCUUCUACAGUAACAUAAUCCCUAGGAAUGAACAAAAAUAUAUACUGUUGUAUGGUUUGGUAUUUUAGGUGUCCAUAUGCGUCAUGUCAUGUGUGUAAUAAAUAACAUGAAAGUUGCAUAUGCAGUUGUGGUAGCACUAUGUUAUGAUAUUCAUAUGAAAGCACUAUAUUCUCGGUAUAUGUAAUCACUUUAAUGAAAAACCGCAUUGCUUGCUCUUGUUA